Molecule: messenger RNA, 891 nt
Organism: Cinara cedri
Lineage: Eukaryota; Metazoa; Arthropoda; Insecta; Hemiptera; Aphididae
Source: the annotation of a GenBank genome assembly
AUGUAUCGUGAUCGAAGUUUGUUGUGGGACCCAAUUAAUUCGAAAUACAAAAAUAAAAACAAAAGGCAUGAUGGACUUAUGGAAAUUGCGAUUUCUUUUGGCAUGGAAAAAUUUGAUGUAGAAAAAAAUAUAAAAAAUUUGCAAAGCCAGUUUGCUAGAGAAAAGAAAAAAGAGAAGGAGUCGAGAAAAACUGGGAGUGGUGCAGACGAAGCGUAUACUAGCAAAUGGUUUGGAUAUGACAGUAUGUUGUUCUUGGCUGAUAAGAAUACUCCAAAAAACACUCAUGAUACAGAGGUAAAUAAAAUAAUCAUAAUAAUAAUAAUUAAAUAAAAUAAAAACGUAGUGUUACUGCAAGGCGUUGGCUCGCGGGAAUAGCUUGUCUGAAUGAGGUGUCUUUUUUAACGAUUUUUGGCGCAAUCAUACUUAAUACAUUUUCAAAAUCUGAAUUAUUCAUCCGAAAAAAGUUUCUAAAGCCCAAGUCAGAUUUGUACUCUAAGUUAAGUUCAUCAACCUCAUUCAGCAAUAAAUCCUUCAUAAACUCCUCAGUGCUAUAUUUUUUCCGUUUUACCUAAAACCUCCUUGGGCGGUGACGACGAACCUGUUGGCUUUUCACGACUCCAAUUAUAAUUGCAGCAGCUGCCACUGCAAUGUCUUCUGAAUCACUCGUUUUAUAGGUGAUUAAAUAGGUGAAUCAAUAAUAUUGAAUAUAUUCAUAAUAAUAACAGACACUCGUAAAACACAGUAACACUCGUAUACGUGUUGGUACAGUUGUGUCGGUCAACUAGUCCACACAUAUGGUGGCCAAGCUUAAAAUCGACCGUGUCGAUCGACACCAUUCGGCAUAGUGUGGACACGACUUUAGACUUUUACUUCUUGUUCAUUUUUAUUUAA